Microthlaspi erraticum is the source of this 1926-nucleotide messenger RNA. NCBI's taxonomy places the organism in Eukaryota, Viridiplantae, Streptophyta, Magnoliopsida, Brassicales, Brassicaceae. The record is from the annotation of a GenBank genome assembly.
AUGGGGAAGAUGAUCAGCGAUGAAAGUGGAAUCAAUGCUACCCGUGAGUUAGGAAAAUACCUAGGCAUGCCAGUCCUUCAGAGGCGAAUCAACAAGGACACUUUUGGAGACGUGCUGGAGAAAGUCUCGUCAAGACUCGCAGGAUGGAAAGGAAAACUACUGAGCUUUGCGGGACGGAUCACACUCACUAAGGCAGUUUUGUCCUCAAUACCAGUGCACACUAUGAGUACGGCGCUACUACCACAGUCUACCUUGAAUCGAUUGGAUAAGACCUCGCGUUCUUUCAUAUGGGGAGAUACGGCUGACCAAAGAAGACAACACUUGCUAUCUUGGGACAGAGUUUGUGUCCCUAAGUCUGAAGGAGGUUUGGGGAUUCGAAGAGCACAAGAAAUGAAUAUAGCUUUGAUUGCGAAGCUAGGUUGGCGACUCCUAAAUGAUGCUGCAUCCUUAUGGGCCAGAGUAUUGAGGAGUAAGUAUAAGGUGAAAGACGUCAAGGAUGCAGCGUGGUUUAAAAAGGGCGGGAACUAUUCGUCUACGUGGCGGGGAGUAUUGAGAGGAAUGAGGGACGUCGUAAUCCCGGGGAUGAGCUGGGUGAUUGGAAGUGGACACACAACUAGCUUCUGGAGAGAUAAGUGGCUUUUAGGUGAACCACUGUUGGCAGUAAGAACGACGGAGGUCCCGGAGACAAUGGUGGAAGCGCGUGUAUGUGAUCUAUGGCAGAGUGGAUUGGGUUGGAAAUGGCAUCUGAUCGAGCCCCACGUUUCAGGGGAUACCAAAUUGCGAUUGGCGGCAUUGGUAGUGGACGAGAUAUCAGGAGCUCGAGACAGGUUCUCCUGGGGAUACACGCAGGACGGUGAGUUCUCAGUGAAGUCUGCAUAUGACUUUCUCACUGCAGAUGGUCGGCCAAGACAGAACUCGCAUGGAAUGUUUAUGAGGGCGUGGCAAGCGACAGUACCGGAACGCAUUAGGGUGUUUCUGUGGUUGGUGAUGAAUCAGGCCAUCAUGACGAAUGCGGAGCGGGCCCGAAGCCACCUGUGUGACACAAGCCUCUGCCAAGUGUGUAAGUGUGGAGAAAAAUCCAUAAUUCAUAUCUUACGAGAUUGCCCGGCAAUGGAGGGCAUUUGGCGACGGAUUGUACCUAUACGGAAGCGGCGAGAGUUCUUUGAGGCACCGCUUUUAUCCUGGCUCUACAACAAUCUGGGAGGAGAACUUGUGCUUAGCGACUACAAGUGGUCAACCCUGUUUGCUAUAGCUGUAUGGUGGGGAUGGAAGUGGAGAUGUGAAAACGUUUUUGACUCUAAUAGGAAAUGCAGGGACCGUGUGAAGUUUGUGAAGGAUAUGGCUAAAGAGAUUGCAAAAGCGCAUGCACGGGACCAUAGUGGAUGCAGGGGUCAAAGGAUUGAACGAGAGAUUAGAUGGGAAUACCCGAUUCAAGACUGGUGGAAGGUGAAUACGGAUGGAGCCUCUCGCGGGAAUCCGGGUUUGGCGACAGCUGGAGAUGUUCUGCGGGACGCGAAUGGAGCGUGGGUAGGUGGUUUUGCGCUCAACAUAGGAAUCUGCUCUGCCCCACUCGCGGAGCUAUGGGGCGUAUACUAUGGACUGAACUUAGCCUGGGAGAGGCGCGUCCCGCGACUGAUACUAGAGGUGGACUCUGAAGUGGUGGUGAAGAUUCUUCAUGCAGGGAUCAAUGAUGCUCAUCCCCUAUCCUUCCUAGCACGUUUGUGCUACGGCUUCUUUUCGAGUGACUGGAUAGUCCGGAUCAAAAACACAUAUAGAGAGGCGAACCAAGUUGCAGAUGGUCUCGCCAAUUACGCUUUCUCGUUACCCUUAGGUUUCCAUCUCUUUACUUCUGCAACCUCUGAGAUUUCAGGGCUGUUAUUAGAAGAUGUUAAUGGCUCUUCACAAAUCCGAUUUGUAAACGCUUAG